Messenger RNA from Didymodactylos carnosus, 660 nucleotides. The record is from the annotation of a GenBank genome assembly. Lineage: Eukaryota; Metazoa; Rotifera; Eurotatoria; Philodinida; Philodinidae.
AUGAAUCGCCUGUUUGGUGCUGCAAAAGCUCCUGUUCAAAAGCAAACAUUGAGUGAUACGGCUGCUGCUCUUGAUAGCCGAGUAGGAACAAUAAAUAAAAAAAUUGCCGAUUUGGAAACCGAACUAGCGGCUUAUAGUCGAUUACCACCAGCACAAAAAGCACUGAGAAAAUCUCGAGCAUUGCGUCAACUUCAGCAAAAGAAAAUGCUUGAAGGUCAACGAAAUCAAAUUGAAGGACAAGCGUCAAAUAUUGGUCAAACUGAAUUUGCUCUAUCAAGUAUUCAAACAAAUAAACAACUUUUAUCAGGAAUGACCGACGCAAAUAAACAAUUGAAAAAAGGUUUUAAAAGCAUGAAUAUCGAUAAAGUUGAACGAACGAUGGAUGAUUUGGAUGAUACGAUGUUUGACUAUUCAGAAAUCAAUGAGGCUUUAAGUCGACCUAUUAACGAUGAAUAUAUCGACGAAUCAGAACUUGAUGCAGAACUAGCUGCUAUUGCCAGUGAAGAAUUAGGACUGGAUUCGGGAUCAUUACUCUCUGAUCUUCCAGCUCCAAGUGUACCUACACAACCAAUUGAUGCCGGACAAAUUACGAAUAAAGAUGGUAUCCCAGUUGAUGAAUUUGGACUACCAAAGAUAUCAGCAAGUGGCAUGAAGUAUUAA